GUUUGGCGAAGGCAGCGGAUUGACAAAGUGGUCCUUCAAAGUUUCCUGCUUCCAGUUUGGCCGGGGGGGAGGGAGGGGGGGACACACCAUGUCUCUGACCAACACAAAGACCGGCUUUUCCGUCAAGGACAUCCUGGACUUGCCUGACACCAAUGACGAAGACGGGUCCAUCGUGGAAGGGGGGGACGAAGAAAGCGAGGGCGCCGAACCCCCCAAAAAACCCGGCGCUUUGGGGUCCAGCCCUCUGGACGCCGUUCAGACGCUGCCUUUGAAAAACCCCUUUUAUGACAAUGCCGACAAUCCCUACACGCGCUGGCUGGCCACCACCGACAGCAUCCAGUAUUCCCUGCACGGUUUGGCCUCCGGCAACUCGCAACAGGACUCGGCGUCCAAAUCCCCGGAGCCUUCGGCCGACGAGUCGCCGGACAACGACAAGGAGACGUCCAGCGCGGGCGACCAGGGCAAGAAGCGCAAGCGGCGGGUGCUCUUCUCCAAGGCGCAGACCUACGAGCUGGAGCGGCGCUUCCGGCAGCAGCGCUACCUGUCGGCGCCCGAGCGGGAGCACCUGGCCAGCCUGAUCCGCCUGACGCCCACGCAGGUGAAGAUCUGGUUCCAGAACCACCGCUACAAGAUGAAGCGGGCGCGGGCCGAGAAGGGGAUGGAAGUGACUCCGCUGCCGUCGCCGCGCCGCGUGGCUGUGCCCGUGCUGGUCCGCGACGGCAAGCCGUGCCACGCGCUCAAGGCGCAGGACUUGGCUGCAGCCGCCUUCCCCGCCGGCCUGCCCUUCUCGGCCUACAGCGCCCAGUCGCUCCAGCACAUGCCCUACAACGCCGCCCAGUACAGCUCGGCCAGCAACCCCCAGUACCCCUCCGCGCACCACUUGGUACAAGCCCAGCAGUGGACUUGGUGA
This is a messenger RNA of Heteronotia binoei (common prickly gecko), 910 nucleotides long. It is a transcript of the gene NKX2-2, whose product is annotated as NK2 homeobox 2. Gene Ontology annotation, biological process: cell differentiation; regulation of transcription by RNA polymerase II. The coding region runs from base 89 to 910 and encodes 273 amino acids. Lineage: Eukaryota; Metazoa; Chordata; Lepidosauria; Squamata; Gekkonidae. The record is from RefSeq and is a predicted model, not a curated record. The transcript is spliced from 2 exons. Gene Ontology annotation, cellular component: nucleus. Gene Ontology annotation, molecular function: RNA polymerase II cis-regulatory region sequence-specific DNA binding; DNA-binding transcription factor activity, RNA polymerase II-specific.